AUGCUCAGCAGCGAUAUUAAGGGAAGUCGCAAAUUAUUCUGGAGAAAUGUUCGAAAUGAGUGUGAACGUUUAUGUGAAGCGAUAAUUUCAAAGCGCAUGACUCAAAAUGAUAUGACAGGGGGUAUCGAUUCAGAGCAGUCUACUCUCGAUACCAACGUUAGCUGGGAGGAUUGGAUAUUUGAAGAGUCAAGACGAAGACUAUGUCUGAUAUACCGCGUUGUGAACAUGCUGGUUUAUUUUGAACCAGCAGCGUUGUGCAAUUUGCCAACGAAUAUCAUCAUAGCACCAUUACCGGCGAAGAAACAGCUCUGGGAAGCAAAUGAUGAGCUCUCGUGGAAUUCAGAAAGUCAAAGAUCUCCAGGAUACCAGACUGCAUUCGCACUGACUGCAAGUGGCGAAGUGGUCGAACUUGAUGACGACCAUGUACAUUGUACUGAUGCGCUGUUGCCUCCUAAGUCCCUAGAUGAUCACUAUUCCUUAGAUAGUACUGCAAACUGGGAGGAAUGGUGCUCGGGAAUGGACGGACUUGGUGGUCUUGUUAUGCUUGCUGCUUCAUUGGUCGUUUGA
Penicillium macrosclerotiorum is the source of this 567-nucleotide messenger RNA. RefSeq lists its product as uncharacterized. The transcript is spliced from 3 exons. Bases 1 to 567 code for a protein of 188 amino acids. The record is from RefSeq and is a predicted model, not a curated record. NCBI's taxonomy places the organism in Eukaryota, Fungi, Ascomycota, Eurotiomycetes, Eurotiales, Aspergillaceae.